This is a messenger RNA of Fundulus heteroclitus (mummichog), 2441 nucleotides long. It is a transcript of the gene tdo2a, whose product is annotated as tryptophan 2,3-dioxygenase a. Gene Ontology annotation, molecular function: metal ion binding; heme binding; L-tryptophan 2,3-dioxygenase activity. The transcript has 12 exons. The record is from RefSeq and is a predicted model, not a curated record. NCBI's taxonomy places the organism in Eukaryota, Metazoa, Chordata, Actinopteri, Cyprinodontiformes, Fundulidae. Bases 78 to 1292 code for a protein of 404 amino acids.
ACUGCGCGGAACGGUUUUAGUAAAUUUUAAUAAAACGAAGUGGAACGCGUCUUUGCCGCGACUGACUUGGAUAAACCAUGAGUGGAUGCCCGUACUUUGAGAGGAAGCAUUUGUUAUUCAAAGGCAAAACUACUGAUGAAAGUGACGAUGACGCGCAGGCAGGGGUAAACAAGGCCGCAAAAGGAGGAAUCAUCUAUGAAGAAUACCUGCUGCUGGACAAAAUAACCAAUGCUCAGGUGUUGCAAAGUGAACUGAACGGCAAUAAGAUCCAUGAUGAACAUCUUUUCAUCGUCACACAUCAAGCCUACGAGCUGUGGUUCAAACAGAUUCUAUUUGAGCUGGAUUCAGUGCGGGAGAUCUUCAUCAGCGGCCACGUCAGAGAUGAACGCAACAUGCUCAAAGUCAACAAUCGGAUCCACAGGAUCGUCAUGAUCUUCAGACUCUUGGUCGACCAAUUUGCAGUUCUGGAAACGAUGACGGCUCUGGAUUUCUUUGACUUCAGGGAGUACCUGUCCCCUGCCUCUGGGUUCCAAAGCCUUCAGUUUCGACUUCUGGAGAACAAGAUCGGGGUGCCGGACAACCUGAGGGUUCCUUACAACAGACGUCAUUAUAAGGACUUCUUUAAGGGCCACGAGAGUGAGAUGCUUCUAGAGACCGAACAAGAGCCGACGCUUCUGAAGCUAGUGGAGGAGUGGCUGGAGAGAACGCCCGGCUUGGAAGUGGAUGGAUUCAAUUUCUGGGAGAGGCUGAGAAUCAAUAUAUUUGAGGGGCUGACUCUCAAGGAGAAGAAAAUCGAGAAAAUGCCAGAGUCGGAGGAGAAGGAGGAGCUGAUGGCUGAGCUCGUCAAACUGAGAGACCUCUUCACGUCCCUGUUUGAUGAAAAGCGUCACGACCACCUGGUCAGCAAAGGUGAAAGGCGGCUGUCUUACAAGGCUUUGCAAGGUGCUCUGAUGAUCAACUUCUACAGGGAAGAGCCGAGGUUCCAGGUCCCCUUCCAGCUGCUCACGUCCCUCAUGGACAUCGACACCCUCAUGACAAAAUGGAGACACAACCACGUGUGCAUGGCACACCGGAUGAUUGGCAGCAAGAACGGAACAGGAGGCUCAUCCGGCUACCACUACUUAAGAUCCACUGUCAGUGACCGCUACAAAGUGUUCGUGGAUCUGUUUAACCUGGCGACGUUCCUGGUGCCUCGUGACUGGGUGCCCAAGCUGAACCCCAACGUUCACACCUUCCUGUACAUGGCCGAGUGCGUGGACAGCUCCUACUGCAGCAGCGAGGACUCCGACUAGGUGUCGGUCUCGGCCGUCUGUUGCGGCCGGCUUCGCUGUGACGGACGUCGCGGCCGUGGUGGAGGCUGCUCAGCGCGUUGGUGUGUGGCUGCCCCGUGUUGAGCCAACACAGAUUCACUUUGACACUUCAUUCAUUCAACUUUACUCAAGCCCAACAAACAUUGCGAGAAACUUCACGUAAGAAAAUAAAAUGAUGAACUUUGGAGUUUUGUGGCGGGUUAAAUGGGCGUAAGGCUGACUGGCUGAAUGUAGUAUGCAAGUAUACAGAAAAGGCAAAGAUUUAAAUAGAUAAUUGGGCUCAUAAAUGUUAAAGUUACACAAGUGGUAGGUAAACCAGAUCAAUACAAGUAAAUCCAGUUACAGAGCUUGUGACAUAAUAAAAAAAAAAGAAAAAAAACGAUGUAGAAACAUUAUGUCUUGCUGUGCACUCUGCACUGGUGUAUCUCUCAUCAAAAAUGUCAUUAUGGAAACACAUAAUGACAAAGAUUCUUGAUUCUAAUGGCUGACAUUAGACAUUUCACGAUGCCGAAUCAAGCUAUUUUACUUUAAUCUCGUCUGUGAGUCACAAAGCGCCGCAGACGGCUCCCUGAUAAGCCCUGCUUAGAUGUUCCCUCAGUAACCCGAUGCAAAUGCAGAGGAACUGACCUGGAGGCGAGCGGAUCAGUGGGUGGAAUGAUCAAACCCUGCGCAAACGGGACAAUGCUGCUGGGUUUUUACGCAACGGCUUUCAUGUCAGCGUGUCACAGUGGGCCGCUUCAGACAGCCGAGAUGCACCUCAGCUGAAGGAAAGUGUAAAUAAGAUGAAAUCUCAAGCAUAGAAAUGUCAGCGUCUAGAGCAGGAAGAUUUGCACUGUUUAAAUAUGAAACAAGCCAUGGUGUACAUAAUGUUAAUGAUGUAGCUCUUUUAGACAUGUUUUGUAUAGUACUCGACAUAAUUCUGUAAUGUAUUUAUCCACUAAUUCAAGAGAUCUUUGUAUAGAACAAUUAUGAGAAAUGUUGUGUAUUUAAUAAGAUGCAUGUUUUGUCCAAUGAAGAUGCUCGCAGUGUGUUGCAAUGUUAUAAUCCAACGCUUGCAAACAUAUGAGGGGUUUUAUUUGUUUUGGUGACACGAGAUGGCUACAUUUCAAUAAAAAGCUUUAUCCACAGUGA